GGGCUCAUGAAGAGCUUCAUCCGGGCUUGUCACCCAGCACAUUCUUACCAUGGCUUCUACACUUUGGAAGGCUCUGGUCCUGGGGCCUCUUCUGCCAACACUUCUGCUGGCAUUUACAGCUGGGAAGCCUUUCAUCUCUCUAAAGGGCCCAGAACAGAGGACAGCCACAUUAAAUUCAGUGACUUUUACCUGCACUGCUGGCCUUUUCAGCUCCAAGAACCUCAGUGUUAACUGGUUUAAGAACAAUAAUAAACAUCCAGCUUCAGCCCCACAAGUGGUGCCUAUCAGCAAAGAUGUUUACUAUGCCACAAGCAAGUCAUCAGUGACAUUGGCCAAACAAGAUAUCUUUUCUCAGAUCACCUGUGAAGUCACCCAUGCAGACCUUGAUGAGCCCCUAAAAAUGACCAUCAAUCUUUCUCAAGUGCUCCUAGUUACCCCCACACUGAAUAUCACCACUGAGCCCCCAGAGAUUCGUGAUCAUGCUCCUCAAAGAGUGAACCUGACUUGCCAUGUCAACCACUUCUACCCCCAAAACGUGCAACUCACCUGGGCUAAGAAUGGAUACAACAUCCUGACUCCUGGGCUCUCUCAAGCCACAAGAAACUCUGAUGGGACAUACUCUCUAAAGCACACAUUGCAGGUAGAAGCCAUAUCGGAUGAGAGCAUCUUUAGCUGCUUGAUGUACCAGUAUGAUGAGCAUCCACAGAGCAUCAGCAUCACCCUGGGAGCACAGGCCUCCAGUAAGGGCAGAGUUUUUGUAGUUGGGAAUUCUUUCAUCUCUCUGAAGGGUCCAGAACAGAGGACAGCCACUUCAAAUUCAGUGCCUUUUAACUGCACCGCUGGCCCUUUCAGCUCUCGGAACCUCAGUGUUAACUGGUUAAAGGACAACAAUGAACUUCCAGCUUCAGCCCCACAGCGGCUGCCUAUCAGCAAAGACGUUUACUAUGCCACAAGCAAGGCAUGGGUGGCAUUGGCCAAACAAGAUAUCUUUUCUCAGAUCACCUGUGAAGUCACCCAUGGGUACCUCGAUGAGCCCCUAAAAAUGACCAUCAAUCUUUCUCAAGUGCUCCUAGUUAUCCCCACACUGAAGAUCACCAUGAACCGUGAUAAGGCUCAUCAAAGAGUGAACCUGACUUGCCAUGUAAACAACUUCUACCCCCAAAACUUGCAACUCACCUGGACUAAGAAUAACAACAAGAUCCUGACUCCUGAGCUCCCUCACGCCACCAGAAACUCUGAUGGGACAUACUCUCUAAAGCACACAUUGCAAGAAGAUGCCAUAUCAGAUGAGAGCACCUUUAGCUGCUGGGUGUUUCAGUAUGACCAGGCUCCACUGUGGGUCAACAUCACCUUGGGAGCACAGGCCUCCCAUAAGAACAAAGAUACUUCCACAAAGAAAUGA
This is a messenger RNA of Peromyscus leucopus (white-footed mouse), 1402 nucleotides long. Its product is annotated as tyrosine-protein phosphatase non-receptor type substrate 1-like. Bases 50 to 1402 code for a protein of 450 amino acids. The transcript has 6 exons. Gene Ontology annotation, cellular component: plasma membrane. NCBI's taxonomy places the organism in Eukaryota, Metazoa, Chordata, Mammalia, Rodentia, Cricetidae. The record is from RefSeq and is a predicted model, not a curated record.